AUGACCACCGAUAUGAACCGCUGGAAAGGCAAAGUGGCGUUCGUGACCGGCGCCAACGGAGGUAUAGGCAUGGAGAUCACUAAGAGACUUUUGGACUUGGACCUUGCAGUCGUGGCCAUUGACAAGCAGACCGAACUUUUGUUGGAACUGAAAGAUGAAUUAAAAACGGCAAACCUCUACCCGUUAAACGUGGACUUGUGUCACGAGGAAGAGAUCAUACGAGCGUUCCAAUGGGUCGAAGAAACGUUCGGCGGCGUCGACGUGCUCAUAAACAACGCUGGCGUCGGCGGACGGUCUACACUCAUAGAUGGUACCGUAUCAGAAUGGAAAAAAAUAUUGGAUGUAAACGUUAUAGCGUUAAGUGUUUGUUCACGGGAGGCAGUGAGAUCCAUGAAUAGUCGCAACUUGAAAGACGCUCACAUUAUUCAUUUGAGCAGUAAUCUGGCGCAUUAUGUUCCUUCAUAUGGUCCAUUCCAUUUCUAUUCCGCGACUAAACAUGCUGUACGAGCACUCACAGAAGGGCUGCGGCAAGAAUUAAGGGCAUUGAAAAGCCCCAUCAAGGUCACGUGUGUCAGUCCUGGUCUUGUGAAAUCAUCAAUUUUCAAAAAUUCACUGGGAGAAAACUUUGAUAAACAUUUAUAUGAAACGUACCCCAGUAUUUCUCCAGCAGAUGUAGCAUCUACCAUCGAAUUUGUAUUGGCCACUCCUCCACACGUACAAGUGCAAGAUAUAAUCAUUAAACCUAUAGGUUCAGAGGCCUGA
Molecule: messenger RNA, 762 nt
Organism: Macrosiphum euphorbiae (potato aphid)
Lineage: Eukaryota; Metazoa; Arthropoda; Insecta; Hemiptera; Aphididae
Source: the annotation of a GenBank genome assembly